Amphiprion ocellaris (clown anemonefish) is the source of this 956-nucleotide messenger RNA. RefSeq names its product cathepsin Z. Lineage: Eukaryota; Metazoa; Chordata; Actinopteri; Pomacentridae. Gene Ontology annotation, cellular component: lysosome. The transcript is spliced from 6 exons. The record is from RefSeq and is a predicted model, not a curated record. Gene Ontology annotation, molecular function: cysteine-type endopeptidase activity. The coding region runs from base 40 to 930 and encodes 296 amino acids.
AUUGAUUUGCGUCCCUGCGUCAGAAGAGGCGGAGCCAAGAUGGCGGUGCUACUGCUGUUUUGUUUAUCAUUUUUUCCUCUGCAGGUUCUGUCCUCCGGGCUGCUGUCAGAGCCCUGCUAUAAACCCAUCACAGACCACAGACCGGACCAGGUCAGGACACAAGCCCGACCACGCGAGUACGUGGAGGCGUCGGAUCUCCCUCCGUCGUGGGACUGGAGGAACAUCGACGGGAAGAAUUAUGUGAGCGUGACGAGGAACCAACACAUCCCCCAGUACUGUGGCUCCUGCUGGGCAAUGGGAGCCACCAGUGCACUAGCUGAUCGCAUCAACAUCAAGCGUGGAGGGGCGUGGCCGUCAGCGUACCUGUCCGUCCAGAACGUGAUCGACUGCGGGAAGGCAGGCUCCUGCUAUGGAGGAGAUCACCUGAGAGUCUACGCCUAUGCACACGAAAAAGGCAUUCCUGACGAGACCUGCAACAACUACCAAGCCAAGAACCAAAAGUGCGAGCUGUUCAACCAGUGUGGAACCUGCUCCUUCUUCGAGUCCUGUGCGGUGGUGAAGAACUACACCGUGUGGAAGGUGGGAGACUACGGAGAAGUUUCCGGACGAGACCACAUGAAAGCUGAGAUUUUCACCAACGGUCCCAUCAGUUGUGCCCUGAUGGCGACUGGCGGUUUGGAACAAUAUUCCGGAGGGGUCUUCUCAGAGUUUCACCCUCUUUCUCUGCCAAAUCACAUCGUAUCCGUGGCUGGCUGGGGCGUGGAUGAAGACGGGAUCGAGUUCUGGAUCGUCAGGAACUCCUGGGGAGAAUUCUGGGGGGAACACGGCUGGGCGAGAUUAGUCACCAGCGCUUACAAAGGAGGAAAAGGCAACUUCUUUAACCUGGGUAUUGAGAAAAACUGUGCAUUUGGAGACCCUAUUGUAACAUAGAUGCAUAAUUAAACUGAUAAACUACA